Euleptes europaea (tarantolino) is the source of this 1012-nucleotide messenger RNA. It is a transcript of the gene DNAJC17, whose product is annotated as DnaJ heat shock protein family (Hsp40) member C17. Gene Ontology annotation, biological process: spliceosomal complex disassembly. The record is from RefSeq and is a predicted model, not a curated record. Lineage: Eukaryota; Metazoa; Chordata; Lepidosauria; Squamata; Sphaerodactylidae. The transcript has 11 exons. Gene Ontology annotation, cellular component: spliceosomal complex. Gene Ontology annotation, molecular function: RNA binding. The coding region runs from base 36 to 959 and encodes 307 amino acids.
UCAACUUGAGAAGAAGAAAUAGACCGUGAGAAGACAUGGCGGUGGAUAAAGAGCUGCUAGAGCUGGAUUUGUACGAGUUGUUGGGAGUUGGUGAGAAGGCGGUGGAUAAAGAGAUUAAGAAAGCCUACAGACAAAAGGCAUUGUCUUGCCAUCCAGAUAAAAAUCCAGAUAAUCCCAAAGCAGCCGAGCUCUUUCAUCAGUUAUCUCAGGCAUUGGCAGUCCUAACAGAUGCAGCAGCAAGGGCAGCAUAUGAUAAAGUGAGAAAAGCCAAGAAGCAGGCAGCAGAAAGGACUCAGAAACUUGAUGAAAGGAGGAAAAAAGUCAAGCUUGACCUUGAAGCCCGGGAAAGACAAGCCCAGACCGAGGUUAGCAAGGAGGAGGAGAUCCGGAUAACGAGGACAUUAGAAGAAGAGAUCCUACGGCUACGUGAAGAGGGAUCCCGCCAACUGGAGGAGCAGCAAAAGCUCAUCCAGGAGCAAAUUCGACUUGAGAGAGAGCAAAGAGUUCGAGGCAAACACGAUGGGUAUGGAGAGGAGGGCAAAGGAACCCCCAAGCUCAAACUGCGAUGGAAGUGCAAGAAAGAAGAUGAGACAAAAGGAGGCUAUUCAAAAGAAGUUCUCCUGCAAAUCUUACAAAAGUAUGGCGAGGUUCUGAAUCUAGUGAUCUCAAGCAAGAAGACUGGAAGUGCAGUUGUUGAAUUCGCCACGGCGAAAGCUGCUGAGAUGGCAGUAAAGAACGAAGUUGGCCUGAUAAACAAUCCUCUAAAGAUCACCUGGCUAGAGGGGCAGCCACAGAACAGCACAGUGUAUUCUGAUGGCACCAUCCAGCCACGAAUAACCCAGGGUUCUGUGGUUUCUGAACGCGACUAUGAAAGUCUUGUGAUGAUGCGGAUGCGCCAAGCCGCUGAGAGACAGAAACUGAUCGAGCAGAUGAAACAAGAGGAUGAGUCUUGCGCAUAGUAUAAGGAAGAACAGAAUUCUCUUACACUUUCACAUACUGCUUAAAUUAAGUC